Racocetra fulgida is the source of this 1956-nucleotide messenger RNA. The record is from the annotation of a GenBank genome assembly. NCBI's taxonomy places the organism in Eukaryota, Fungi, Glomeromycota, Glomeromycetes, Diversisporales, Gigasporaceae.
AUGAAUAACUUAAAUCCAAUAUUAGAAAAUUUAAAGCAAAGAACCGUUCAAGAAGCCCCUGUCAAAUUAAUUUAUGCCAAAAAUGAUUUUGUGGUUUUUGAUAAAGGCACCUCCGACUUUUAUGGAGCCGAGGAUGAAUAUAUCUCCGACCAACCCCUAGAAGGAGUAAAGUGGAAUAAAGAACUCACGGAAAAAGAUUUUAAAACUCUCCCACCCGUAUUCUCCUGUAAAUUAGGAAUACUCAUGGAUGAAGUGUUUAAUACUAUUUUCCAUAAAAAGAAAAUGAGACAGGCUUUACAAAGUCCAAGCCAUCAAGCAGCCUUAAUUGACCGACUAAUUGAUAAAAUCACAACCCAGCAAGCCACAAUUGACAGUCUGGAUAAGGCUAUUGCCAUUUUGAAAUUAAUCAAAAGUGCUUAUAAUGGCAUGGAUGAAGUAAGCAGCAAUUAUAAUAAAGGCUAUCAAAAGCCAGGAAAAACUAAUUGUGAAACUAGACAAAGUAAAGUCUUAACCAUUGACCCUGACUUUUUGGAUGAUUUAGAAAUAUUCUUUUUGGCUGAUGUGGCCCGAGAUAGCAAUUUGAAUCCUUAUAAACUUUUUAAAUCCGUGAUUGUUAAAAAGUUAGAAAAUAAUGUCCUUGCCACUAUCCAUGAUGAAAAAAGUGUCGUUUACCGAAUUAUCAAUCCGGACGAAAUCCAACAUGAAAAAACCCUAGGAGGAGGCAUGGAAAAGUUUGCUUACCACGUGGAAGUAGUUGGGGAAUUACAAUUACGACAAUUAAUUAAGAAUGAUUAUAUUCCCAAAUCAGAAAGGGACCAACUGCUGACCCAACACCAGCAAGAAGUCCAAGAACUAAAAAAAGCCCGAGCCCAAGAUUUAAUUGACAAAUUACAAAAAGAUUUAGGGAUUAAUUUUUUAUUGGAUUAUUCAGAAGUAGUAAAAAAAUUACAAGGCCGAACUGUGGAGCAAUUAUUAAAUGAGGAGGGGCAGAAAGACCAACAAUGGGAGCAGGAAAAAACCCAAGCCACCCAACAUAUUCAACAAUUAAAUAAACAAAUCACAGCCCUGACUAUUUUGGCUGAAAAAAGAAAAGAGGAUUUAGACCGAGAAAAACAAGCCCUCAUUCAAUUAGCCAAACAAAAAAUAGCCAAUAAAAAGGAGGCUGUUGAGUUGGAUGACAAUUUACCCCAACUUAAACAAGAAUUAUUUAGCCAAGCCCAAGAACUUUUUAUCCAAUUAAAAGACCAAAUAAAAAAGGCUACUAUUGCUUUUGUAGUAGUAGAUUUAACUAAGUAUGAGGAGAAUGACCUGGGAGAGUAUGAAAAUAUUGAAAUCCAAUUUAAAUCGGGCAAAAUAUUACGGACUAGACCCAAAGAUUAUAAAAUCACCUGGGACCGAGAAAAAAGCAAAAAAAAAGUAUUUUUAAGAUGUGAAAAUGACCCCUCGGAAGAAACUCAAACCAAAAAAAUUGAGGCUUCUAAUCAGGAUUAUUUAUUCUAUAUUGCCGACCCCUCAAUUACUAAUGAAAUUAAAGAAAUGGUGGUCUAUUCUCCCUCCAAAGGCCCCGAGGAAAGAAAUAGAUUAUACCAAGAUUAUAAAGAGGAAUUUUCUGAAUUACGAAGAGUUUAUGGCAUUAGACAUUUAACCAGCAAAAAAGAGGAAAGACAAAAUAAUCCUGAAAUAGAACUCAAUGAGGCCCAAUUUGUUGCUUUGGAAAGAGACAAAAAGAGGGAAAGGGAAAAAAGUAUUUGGGAAUUUGAAAAUAAAGGAGGUUGUCAAGGAGAGCAUAUUUUAAGUUAUGGAACUUCUCCCGAACAGAGAGAGGAAAAAGUUUUGGAGGUAAAAGAGAUGGAGGAAGUGAAGGAAGAAACCCGAGAAAAGAAGUCGGAACAAAAAGAAACCGAACAAUCCGAAAAAGUUAAGGAAAUUUUAGUAAAUAAUUAUGGAAAAAAUUAA